Paramecium sonneborni is the source of this 1710-nucleotide messenger RNA. Lineage: Eukaryota; Ciliophora; Oligohymenophorea; Peniculida; Parameciidae. The record is from the annotation of a GenBank genome assembly.
AUUUCAAUAUGGGUUGUGGAUCUAGUAAACAUGAAGAAGUAGACAAUCCAAAUAAGAGUAGUUAAAUUGAUUUUAAGUUUAGUUAAGGAUGUUGCUCAUUUCUAAAUUUCUUCAUCAGGUAUGGUUGCUGAGAAACAUGGAUCAAUAACAAAUGAAUACACUUUGCUUAAGCCUCCAAUUGGAAAGGGUUUAUAUAAAGUAAUAUUAUUAGGGGCUUUUGGAGAAGUUCGAAAGGGGAUUCAUAAAGUCACAAAUUAAAUAAGAGCUAUAAAAGUAAUUUCGAAAGAGAAAGCAAAUGCAAUUGAAGUAGAAAGAUUAAGAAUAGAGAUUGAAAUUUUAAAGAGAUUAGUAUAAGUUAAUAGAAAUGAUAGGAUCAUCCGAACAUAAUAAAGAUUUAUGAAUUCUACUAAGAUAAUAAAAACAUAUAUAUAGUGACAGAAUUAUGUACUGGAGGGGAACUUUUUGAUAAAAUAUAAGACUAGCAAGCUUUUUCAGAAAGAAAGGCAGCAGAAACAAUGAAAUAGAUACUUAGUGCUGUUAAUUAUCUACACAAAAGUAAGAUAGUACAUAGGUUUAAUAAUGUUAAUAAUGAGAUAGAGACUUAAAACCAGAGAAUAUAUUAUAUGAGGCAAAUAAACCAUAAGCACUUUUAAAGAUAGUAGAUUUUGGAACAAGUAGAGUGUUUGAAUCUGGAUAUAAAAUGAAUUAGAAAUUGGGAACUGUAUAUAUAAAUUUAAUUGAUUAUAAGCCUUAUUAUAUAGCACCUGAAGUAUUGGAGAGAAGAUAUGAUGAAAAAUGUGAUGUAUGGUCUUGUGGUGUGAUUUUAUAUAUUUUAUUAUGUGGAAUUCCACCCUUUAAUGGGGAAAAUGAUGAAGAAAUAUUAGAAAAUGUAAAAGAAGGUGAAUUAAGUUUUGAUGGAGAAGAAUGGAAUUAAAUAUCUUAUGAGGCUAAACUGUUAAUUAAGAAAAUGUUAGAACGUGAUCCUAAAAAGAGAAUAAAUGCUGAAUAAGCUUAAAGAGAUCCAUGGAUAACUACUUAUGUUAAAAAGACAGAAAUGAAUUUACCUUAAUUAACAAAAGUUUUAAAUAAUUUAAGAACUUUCAGAGUGGAAAAGAAAUUCUAAGAAGCUGCUUUGACUUUUAUGGUAAAUUAAAUGGCUACAAGUUAAGAGAAAUAAGAAUUAUUGUAAUAAUUUUAGGCUCUUGAUUUAAAUGGAGAUGGAAGACUAUCAAAAGAUGAAUUAAUAGUUGGUAUAAUUUUAAUAUAAUAUUCAAAAAAGGAUAUUCAAAAGUAAUGAGUUAUACUGAUGCAGAAUUAGAAGUAGCUAAAUUAAUGAAGUAUAUUGAUUAAGAUAAAAAUGGAAGUAUUGAUUACUCAGGUUUAUUAUUCAAAAAAUAUCUAAUAGAAUUUGUUUUAGCUACAUUUAAUAAAGUUAAGCUUUUAGAAGAUGCAAGAUUAGAAUAAGCAUUUAGAAUGUUUGAUAAAGAUGGAAGUGGUUCAAUUUCUAUUGAUGAAAUUAAAGGAAUAUUUGGAUCUAAUGAAACUGCUGUUAGUGAUGAAGUUUGGAAAGAAUUAUUGGCUGAGGUAGAUGCAAAUGGUGAUGGUUCUGUAUCAAUUACAUCUAAUUCAAGAUCUCUUUUUAGGAAUUUAAAGAAAUUAUCCUUAAAGCAAUCAAUGCUAAUCCUUCAGAUUAGAAACCUUAAAAAUGAC